Molecule: messenger RNA, 957 nt
Organism: Callorhinus ursinus (northern fur seal)
Lineage: Eukaryota; Metazoa; Chordata; Mammalia; Carnivora; Otariidae
Source: RefSeq, a predicted model, not a curated record
AGAGGCUAAGAAACGAUACACCCGGAAGUGUCUUAGGCAAGCUGGAGGCGCGCCGCCGGAGGCCUCACCGCUAUGGGCCGUAACAAGAAGAAGCGAGAUGGCGACGACCGGCGGCCGCGGCUUGUUCUCAGUUUCGACGAAGAGAAGCGGCGGGAGUACCUGACUGGCUUCCAUAAGAGGAAGAUAGAGCGGAAGAAGGCAGCCAUUGAGGAGAUCAAGCAUCGGCUCAAGGAGGAGCAAAAGAAGCUCCGGGAGGAGCGCCAUCAGGAAUACUUGAAGAUGCUGGCAGAGAGAGAGGAGGCUCUGGAGGAGGCAGAUGAACUGGACAGGCUGGUGACGGCAAAGACAGAGUCGGUGCAGUAUGACCACCCCAACCACACAGUCACCGUGACCACCAUCAGUGACCUGGACCUCUCAGGGGCCCGGCUGCUGGGACUGUCUCCACCUGAGGGGGCUGGGCACGGGUCCGAGGAAGAGGCGUCCUCUGUGGAGAAGCCGACCAGAGCCUUACCCAGGAAGUCCAGAGGCCCCCUCCUGUCCCAGCGGAUCUCCGCUCUCACGGCGUCACUGCACGCACACAGUCGCAAAAAGACCAAGAGGAAACGUCCCCGACAGGCCCAAGACUCCACCAAGAAGCCCCCGAGUGCCACUCGUACCAGCAAGACCCAGCGCCGCCGGCUGACGGGCAAAGCCCGGCACAGCGUAGAGUGAGCCCCGAGAACCAGGCCGUGCCCAGUCCUGUGCUGUGUCCGCCUGGCUGGCCCGGUAACGCAACACCGAGGUGGGGUGACUCUGCGGCCCACGGCAGGGAGGCCAGCACCUCUGGCCCGAGCUUGCUCCCUGGCAGGGGCAGACAGCUGAGAGGUGACUCCCCCCAGGAGGAGCCUUCAGAGCCGAACCUGGGGCAUCUUCCCAAAUGUCUCCCCCACUGAGCCUUCAUCAGAUUUGUGAAACUGA